Messenger RNA from Polistes canadensis, 2442 nucleotides. It is a transcript of the gene Pu, whose product is annotated as GTP cyclohydrolase 1. NCBI's taxonomy places the organism in Eukaryota, Metazoa, Arthropoda, Insecta, Hymenoptera, Vespidae. Gene Ontology annotation, biological process: tetrahydrobiopterin biosynthetic process; tetrahydrofolate biosynthetic process. Gene Ontology annotation, cellular component: cytoplasm. The coding region runs from base 407 to 1186 and encodes 259 amino acids. The record is from RefSeq and is a predicted model, not a curated record. Gene Ontology annotation, molecular function: GTP binding; zinc ion binding; GTP cyclohydrolase I activity. The transcript is spliced from 6 exons.
CUGUGAUUCUGUUCGUCCGGUUCAGUCACACCGCAUCACUCAGGUGAAUGUAAUCGUCCUCCACCUUGUUGUACAUUUAGCAUAACUGUUGAUCUUCCUUCCAAUCUUCACUCUCACUUUCUAAACUUAAUACUUAAUAAGAAUAAUAUAAAAAUAAUAAUCUCAAUAAAGAUUUUUCACAUAACACAUUUUGAGAAUUUGUUGUUAUUUUAAAAAUUGUACAAAAUUAGGACAAUUUUUCUUUCGCGUUUCUGUGACAAUUGUGACGUGCAGGUUCCACAUUGACAAGUUGUGCUUUUCGGUAGAUGCUAGAAAGAAAGUGACCUAAAGAAAAAAAAACAUAAAAAAUUCGACCAACAAGAACCUUCGGCUCAAAACCUUUAAAGAAGAAAAUACAAGAACAAUCAUGAAUGGAUUAUCAAAACAAUGUGUCAACGAUGAGAACUCAAUGAAAGCGAAGAAACCUCAUCCACUGAGGUCCAUUUCUUGGAAUAAAAAUAUCGAGGAAGGAGAUUUGGAUGUACCUGGAACGCCAAGAACACCUCGUACUUCCACUACGCCAGGUCAUGAGAACUGUACUUUUCAUCAUGAUCUUGAAUUGGAUCAUAGACCACCUACGCGAGAAGCCUUGUUACCAGAAAUGUCAAGAAGUUACAAAUUACUUUUAAGUUCACUAGGAGAGGAUCCAGAUCGACAAGGACUUUUAAAAACACCGGAAAGAGCAGCCAAAGCCAUGCUAUUUUUCACUAAAGGAUAUGAUCAAUGUCUUGACGAUGUCAUCAACGAUGCCGUAUUCGAUGAGGAUCACGACGAGAUGGUUGUAGUUAAGGAUAUAGAAAUGUUUUCUAUGUGUGAACACCAUUUGGUUCCUUUUUAUGGAAAAGUAUCUAUCGGUUAUCUACCUUGCAAGAAAAUUCUUGGUCUUAGUAAAUUAGCCAGAAUUGUAGAAAUCUUUAGUAGACGUCUUCAAGUUCAGGAACGCUUAACAAAACAAAUCGCAAUAGCUGUUACGAAAGCUGUGGAACCUGCGGGAGUGGCCGUAGUGAUCGAAGGAGUACACAUGUGUAUGGUAAUGAGAGGCGUUCAGAAAAUCAAUAGCAAGACCGUUACUUCAACGAUGCUCGGCGUUUUCCGGGAUGAUCCAAAGACUCGUGAGGAAUUCCUCAAUCUUGUCCAUAACAAAUAAAUAAGAAGAAAUUUGUUAGGAAGAUCUUAAUCGACGUUUUUUCAUCACAAUUAUGAUCGUUCUCUCUAUUAAUAUGGAAUUGUUACAACUCUCUUUUAAUAUCUUCUUUUUCUUCGUCUUCUCCUUUUUCACUGUUUAAACUAUUCUUCUUCUAAAAUUUCUUCUUUGACAUUAAGAUCAAAACAUUUUAGAUUAGAUCUUCCUUAAAAUUUAAUUAUUUUCAAGAUUUAAUUAAACAUGUGUACUUAAAUACAAACAAAAAAAAAGGAAGAUAUUCACGCGUUUAAGAAAAAAAUGUCGGUUUCUUCUUCUCUUUAAUGAAAUUCAUUCAGGAGUAAACCCAAGGUGUUCGUGAAGAAAAAAAAGAGCAAAAAACAAAGACAAUACGAUAUAUUCGCAAUAAUAUUAAUCGUUCGAAUUUGCAAAUGAUUUAAUAUGCACGAACGAUUAAAGCAAGAUUAAAAGGGGGGUAGAAAUUUUGAUUGAAAUUGAAUUAGUGUGACAAAAAAUAAUAUUAAUAACAUAUGUAUAUUAAUAACAUAUAUUGAUAGAUAUGUGUACUUUAACAACGUGCUGCUGGUACAGCAAAUUUUCAGUUAUUUUAGUUAUUUUUUUUAAUUUUUUCCUUUUUUUUUUAAUAAUGAUAACAUCAACAAUUUACACAGACUAAACAUAAUUUGCAUUGUUUUCACAUUUAUUUCAUUCCCUACAUUAAAAAUAACGACGUUGUUGACGAAAAAGAAACCAACUCCUUAAAAAGAUAUUAGGAAUUCUUAGGAAUUUUCUAAUAGCCUAAUUUACUCUAAAAUAUUGACAAUAAUUUUAUUCAUAGAUAAAAAGUCUAAAGUAAAUAUUAAAUGAAAUAUAUAUUAAGAGUACUCGUUGCAAUAUUAUUUUAUUAACAUUAUUGACUCAUACGAUUAUUGUAAAACGUUACGGCCAAACGUUUUGCUAUCUUGAAUCGUGACGUAUCAUAUUUAUGUGUUAUGAUAACUUAUCAUAAUUUUUCUUUUUUUUUCCUUUUUCAAUCGUACGUAUUUCUUAAUAUAUUUUAAGGAAACGUAAAUAUUAUUACCAAUAAUGAUAAUUACACUAAUAUUAUAUUUAAAAGAACAAAAUAUUAUAAACUGCAUUCUUCGAAAAACAACACUCAGCCAUGCGUUGUUAUCGAAUUAUGCAACAAUCCAAAAAUUUGCGUGAAUUUCUUUGUUAAAAUCAUUUAAUAAUUUAUCAUACUUUAUUUAAAAAAAAAAAAA